Molecule: messenger RNA, 1531 nt
Organism: Daldinia vernicosa
Lineage: Eukaryota; Fungi; Ascomycota; Sordariomycetes; Xylariales; Hypoxylaceae
Product: putative diphthamide synthesis protein-domain-containing protein
Exons: 2
Biological process (GO): protein histidyl modification to diphthamide
Molecular function (GO): 2-(3-amino-3-carboxypropyl)histidine synthase activity
Source: RefSeq, a predicted model, not a curated record
CUCCAGUAAAUAUUCAACCAGUGCUUUACUAUAUUCUAUGACUUCAAAUACCAGGGUGAUUUAGUGUCUAUUUACGUUUAACAUAAAUCCUAUAACUUUUCGGACUUGCAUUUCUCAGUAGUGAAAGCAUGGAGGAAGAUCGGGCACAGGCUGAUCUUGGCAUCGCCGCAGAUAUCGAAGAGGCCCAUGCGCCGCCACCAUCACCCCCAGCUCGGAAACAACCAAAGAAGCGAUUCGUAGGACGAAGAGCCGCUGCAAGUAAUGCUAAAAAUGGUUCUGGUGAUCUAUCGAUCGAGGAUAGCGGGGCGAUUCAAGUAUCGCAACCGAGAAGAGCACCGAGACUGCUUAAUCAAGUGCCUCCGGAGAUCUUGAAUGACCCGGAGCUCAAGGAGGCAAUGGCGUUAUUGCCCGCCAACUACUCCUUUGAGAUCCCCAAGACUAUCCAUCGCAUCCGGUCUUCAGGCGCAAAACGGGUUGCGCUGCAGAUGCCAGAGGGACUCUUGAUGUUCGCCACCACUAUUUCGGACAUUCUUACCCAGUUCUGUCCUGGGAUAGAAACUCUGAUCAUGGGCGAUGUAACCUACGGCGCUUGCUGUAUCGACGAUUACACAGCGCGGGCUCUGGGCUGUGAUCUCUUAGUUCAUUAUGCGCACAGCUGUCUUAUCCCCGUAGACGUUACGAAGAUCAAGGUGCUCUACGUCUUCGUCGAUAUCAGCAUAGAUACGUCGCAUCUGCUGGCUACCUUGGAGCGAAACUUCGCGCCGCCCAAGACCAUCGCCAUAGUCGGGACCAUUCAGUUCAAUGCUACCAUCCACGGCGUUCGAUCGACGCUAGAAAAAGCCGGCUUCAAGGUCCUAAUCCCUCAAAUCGCGCCGUUGUCCAAGGGCGAGAUUCUAGGAUGUACUUCUCCGCGAUUAUCCGACUCUGAGAAUGUUGAUCUCAUCCUCUAUUUGGGAGAUGGCCGCUUCCAUCUCGAGAGUAUUAUGAUCCACAAUCCUGCGAUUCCAGCAUACCGUUACGACCCCUAUUCGAGGAAGCUUACCCGCGAGACGUACGGCCACGAGGAAAUGCAAAGUCUACGGAGGGACGCUAUUACGACGGCGAGAGGGGCGAAGAAAUGGGGCUUGAUACUGGGCUCGCUUGGCCGCCAGGGCAACCCGCACACGAUGACGUUAAUCGAGAAGAAGCUUAAGGAGAUGGGGAUCCCCUGGGUCAACUUACUCCUGAGCGAGAUUUUCCCCGGAAAGCUCGCCAUGAUGAGCGAUGUCGAGUGCUGGGUCCAAGUUGCCUGUCCCCGGCUGAGUAUCGACUGGGGCUACGCAUUCCCGCGACCGCUGUUGACGCCGUAUGAAGCACUCGUUGCGCUCAACGAAAGGCAGGACUGGAGCCAGAGCGGCGUCUAUCCCAUGGAUUAUUAUGCGAGGGAGGGGCUGGGAAGGACGAAAGAGAUCGAGGUGUUAAGUUAAUAAAUAAAUAGUAACUACCUACCUAGGUACAUAUGGCAUAGAGUCAAUAUACAUGAUGAAGCUCG